CUGCUUCCCGGGUUCCCUCAUCCUUGGAGCUCCUGGUGCGGCUCGGCCCCACGGCUCCCCCCGCGCACGGCGCCGCUCAGCUGCACGCCGCGUUUCCCGGGGGAAGAUGAAGCCGUGCCGGGCGGGGGUUCAUUCUCGUCAGCCCCUGGGCCUGGGUCUGGCCACGCUCCGCUUCUCUACAUUGGAAACCCGACGGGACUCGCGGGGAGCAGAGCACCGCCGAGCGGGGACCCGCUCCCGCGUUUCGUGCCGCCGCUGGCGGGGCCGUACGUGCGCUCAGCCCCGGCUAUUCCCCGAAGUGCCAGUGCGGGACUGGAGGCUGAGUCACGUCCCGCCCGGCGGGGCCAGCCUGUGCUCAGCGUGCCGAGGGACGGGCUCUGCCGGGGAGGGGGGAGCCCUGCCCUGCCCUGCCCUUUCCCUGCAGCUCCUGAUCACAGCGCUGCGGUUCCUCGCCUUGAUCUCAUCGCGGCUCCGCACGACACCCUCGCCCUGAACCUGACAUCGCCUCGCGUGAGAGCGCGGCCCGGCCUCCGCCGCCCGCGGCCCCCCCGGCACGCAAAUCCCCGGGCAGGGCUCACGCAGGGGAACAGCUGUUGCGAAAGCUGGAGCUGCAGCUCUCGCGGCCCGAGAAAAGGGCUCUGCAGCGCCCGGCGCCGCGCAGCUCACACCGGCAUCCCGGGGGAGCCGAGCUGGCACUGCUCCCCUCCUCUCCGCGUGCUUUGGGGACGGGGCAGAGCUGCUUUUGUAGCUCCAUUAUUGGGGGGAGCGGAGGGCUCCGCAGUGCAGCUCGUCGGCUCGCAGCUCGGGUUGCUCGGCAGGGAGCCGAGGGCUCACCGAGUCCGAGCCCUGCUCAGGCCGGGGCUGUGCGUGCGGCACCAGCUGUCUCCGCCCCGCCCGCUGGCAGGCAGCCGCCUCCGCCCCCCGCGCACAUGGGGUCCUUGGGGGGGGGGGGCACCUCGGAUGCUAAGCUGCAGGGGCUCGGGCGGUGCCUCGCUGCUGCCAGCGCCGGGAUUAGCGAGCCGGGCCGGCACGCAAGGCCCCGCGGCGGGGAACAGGCACCCGGCCACGCACGCUAGCGGCGGCCGCAGCCCGGGGAUUGUCCCCCGGGCCGGGCCAGGACGCGACGCCGCAGCCAGCGCCUUCCGUGCGGCCGCGCCACGUGCGUGCAGCUGCGGCUUCCGGCCCGGCCCCGGGCUUGCGUGCGGCGCAGGCAGCCGCGGCCCGGAGAGCGCACGCACGGGUGACCCGGGAGCUGGCGCGCAGGUGUUGGGGGAGGAGCUGUCGGGACAGUCACGCUAUGGCUAGGAGGGAGCAGGGACACGGGGCCGCCGGGGGAGCGAGCGGCGCUGCCUUGCCCCGCGGCUUUGGGCGGGAGGCUGGGGGGUGCAGCUGCCGCUCCCCCGGGCUGCGCAGCUGCGGCCGGGGAGAGGUGUUCAAUCCCACCCACGUUUCAAAAAGCAAGAGUCCCCCUCCCUUGAUCCCGGCCGCGGCCCGAGCAGGCGAGGGCGCUCGGUUUGCAAGGAAGCGCGCUGCCCUCGCGCUGAUGUAACAGGCUGUGCCCGAGGACGCCCUGUACCCUCCGCAGCACGGCCCGUCCCGCCCUGCCCCGCUCGGGGAUGCGCGGUGCCUCGGUUUCAGCAGGGUAUUUCCGAUGUCCUAUUUUGACUUUUAGUCCAGCCUGCUUCAAAGGAGUCAGGAGCUGCGUCCGGGUUUGUCCCGAAAUAGGCAGAGCGGCUCUGCCCAGGCUGGCACGAGGGAGUGGGGAAGGCUGAGAUCGGAAUGCGAAGGACACGCUGAGCCGGGCCGGCGCCCUCCCAUUUAAGCCGAGGGCAAAGGCCCCUGAUGAUUUCAGCCUGUGCAACAUUAGGGUCACGAUGAUCUUCUCAGGGGUCUUGCACGUACUUAGCAUCUCAUCGUCUGACAUCAUCUCAGCAGAAGCAGGGGCAGCUAAUACCUAAUAACAGCUGCAACCUGUACCUAAUAUUUCCGUGCUUAUCAUGUUAAUUCUGGCUGCUUGCAUUAUUUAUGCAUCAGUUUGAUGUAGAAGUGUUUCACUAAUACAAACAAGGGCAGUGUAUUUAUAUUAGAUUUUUUUAAAAAGGUGAAACUCAAAUUCCCUUUCUUGGAAGCCCUGGAUAAAUGUUCACAUAUCCUGAAUUUUGUGUAGCUACUUCUGUUAUAGGCCUGACACUAUUAGGAACCAAAGUCACUGAAAGAUGAGGAUUCUCGGUACCAGAUGGAUAAUGAACCUUCUGCAGUUGGCACUGGCCUUAACUUGUUAUCUUGUGCAGUUGUGUUUCAUUCAUACAGCUUAGUGCUAGAUGCAACCUCACUUUCUAGUGUAGAUAUGAGCAGAAUUAACAAAUACACGGAUUGUAUUAGUUUGAUCAACAACACUACUGUCAGGCUGUUCUGUUUUUCAUUACAAGAUGUUUGCUGUUAGCUUUUAUUCCAGUUCUGAAUGACAGUGGAUGUUUCACCCAGAACCAUAUUGUUAAUCAAACCUUCUCUAAAGGGGGAAAAUAUCAAACACACAGAAGUAGACCAGUUACAGCAUGUGUCUCAUUUGUUCUCAUAGUUUAUAGAUUAACUUACUAUAUUGGUCAUGUGCAUGGUUCAGGAAACGAUCAAGAUAAAGGGAUGCAGAUUCAUGAACCCAGGAGGACAUUAGGAUCAUAAAAAAGCAAGCUGGAAGGGCCCUGAAGAAGCCAUCUAGUCCAACCCCCUGCUUAAGGCAAGAUCAUGUGUUUAAAUUAUUCUAGACAACUGUCUGAUGACCUGUUCUGUUGCCAAAGGUUCAUCCAGAAUACAGAUGACCUGCACCAGGUUCAAGGGGAUGAAGACCUAAACAAAAGCUGUCAAAACCCCCAAGCCCAACACUUCAUCAAAGGAGUGACCCAAACUCCUGGCGUGUUGUGACAAGGCUGACAAGACAGAGUAAAGCAAAACAUUCCCAGGAAGCCAAGGCUGCUGGCCUUGGUUUAGGUUUGGAAGGCUGCACGUAAGACAACAACAUGAAAAGGAGUGAGUGUGGGAUGUGAAAUUAAUUCAGUUGAAACAGAGUCAUAAUAAAAACUCCUACUUUGAUUCUCACAUCUUUAAUUGAUUUAUUUACUUUUUAUUGGUCUGCUGUAAACUCAAACAGAUUUCAUUCUAGGCUGCCACAGAGAGCAAAGGCAGUUCAGACAGAGGUUGAACAUAUGUCCCAGCUUACAGGGAUUGACCCAGGCUUGAGGAACAAUUUGAAGGUCACAGACAGCUCAAGUGAAACCAAGAUGCUGUUUUCAGUAAAACCAGCGAGGCGUUCAGCUGGUUACUUCUCUCUGCUUGCUUUGCCCUGCCAGGUAGGCUGUGCCCCCCUGUUGUUGGAUUUGAAAUGGCUUCUGCUCGCUCACUGGGUUACGAGAUGGGACCUGGGACAGUGCAAUGCAGUAAGGCAGCAAAGUCUGUGAAGCAGCACCACAGCUGCACACUUUUGAACUUAAAAUGUGAUUUUUAGUUUCAAUUCAGGCCCUGCAGAGCAACAGGAGCGGAGAUUGUGGUACUCUAUUAUUCAAGGCCUCUAUUACAGGAAAUGACAAAGCAAGAUCUCUUCUCAGCACGUCUGUGCUUGUCCAGGUAGAAGUUAAAGAUAGCACUUUUGCAACCACAGAAAUAUGCCCACUAAUAUUAUUUCUCUUUCUCACUGAAUAAAGCAAGUUGACAAUUUUGCAUUGGGCAGGUUAGAUUUGCACCCUGGGCCUGCAUAAAAGUGACUGCUAUGCUUCACUACACAUACCGUCAUUUGAUCCUCUCUCGGUUUUGCCCGGCAGUCUUGCCUCUCCCGGCAGUAUUCAAUGCACAAGCAAAACCAAACCCUGUUCUUUCCCAUGUCUGAAAGCCCUCAAGUGGCAACCGCAGCUAACUCUUGUUAGCGGAAGUGCUGCCAGGUGCACCCCGCCUGGCCGGCAGGACCUGGAAGUCUCCAGCAUUGCUCAGGGACCGAAGGUCGUGCGUGGCUCCUGCUUUUCCAGGCAAGUGCGUUGUCACCCUGUGUAGGACGCACCGGGUGCUGCCCCUCCUUCCUUAUCCGCCCCCCCGGCUCGCUCCUCCCCAGGAAAGACAGGCGUGCUGAGCUCCACCCCUGCUUUUAUUUCACACGCCAGGCAAGGCUGGGCCUCCACUCGCUGGCCCGCGGCUCCAGCCCUUGCAGCGAGGGGACGCCCCGCCCCCGCCGGCGCGCGACUCCUCCCGCUCUGCGUCACGUUCGAGUCACGUUCCCUGGGCGCCGGUUGCCAUGGCGCCCAGGGAAGCCGUUGGCGCCGCGCGAGACGCCGAGUUAAACACCUGCUGCUGACCGUGUAAUUCCCACCAGUCCUGUGUCUUCCUGCCUCACAACUGUGCCUGAAUUUUGGAAGGCCAUGGAUCGGCAUCUUCCUAUGCACGCAUUACCUGAAGAAAUCCAGAAGAUGUCCCGGGAUGAAACAGUAUGUAAAUAUUGUGGAGUCAGCUAUCUGAUCCUUCAUGAAUUUAAGCUGAUGGAAGAAAAAGUAAAAGCAAUGGAAAACAAGAUGAAGUUUUAUGAGGAAAGUGUAGAACGGGAGAAAAGGCUUCAAGCAGAAUUGCACUCUCUUAGCCAGGACUUUGAACUUUGCAGAACUGACAGUGAAUCAAAAACAGAAAGAAUACAAAAUCUAACCCUGCAGUUGAAAAACAAACAAGAUGAAUUGCAAAAUCUAAAUGGGGAUUUGAGAUGUUUCCAAGAAGAGAAGGAAGUCGCAUAUAAGCAGUUGCAGCUGUUCAGAAGAAUAUUGGAGAACCACCGGUUAACUCUGCACGAGGCUCUUUCAUUACUUCUCUUUGUUAGAACUGAGCUAGACAGUAUUAAACAAGUAGUGGCUAAUAAUCUAGAUAGCUGGACUACACUGAAAGAAGAGAUUUUUCGACAAAUAAAAACUUUAAGCAAAGCAGUUUUGACAGAGAUAUCCAUAUUGAAUAAAAGGUUGGCAGAAUCCCAAAAGAAUAAUGUGUCCCUCCAAGAAGAGGUGAAACAGCUGAAGUUGGUGUUUGAUGAAGUUGAACUGAAAACUCAGCAGCUUCAGCACUCACUCCAGCGAGAGAAUGAAUUACAAAAGGAAACACUAGAUUUAACAAAUCAAGUAGAGACAGUUGGACUCAAAUUUCAGAAAGUAACAGCUGAACUGGACCACUACAAAAAUCUAUUCAUAAUGAAAACAACAGAAGUUGACAGCUACCAAAGUGAACUAAAAAAACUGGAGCAUGCAAAUGACAUUUCACAAUCAAGGCUUACUAAUGAUUUAAAAGAAAAAGAAGAGUCUUUGCUAGUUUGCCAACAAGUAUGCAGUCAUUUACAGGAAGAAGUGACUGAGAAAGAGAGGCAAGGAGAAGAGCUAAAACGAAGGACUAAUUGUUUAGAGAGUGAACUGCAAACAAUGAAAAAUCUUCUUAGACAGAGAGAAGAAGAAGUGGAAAUGCUAAAAAAAGAAAGGGAGGUAAUGUUGAUUUCUCAUCAGAACAAAACAGAGCAGCUGCAGGGAGCAUUAAAACAGAAGAUGCAGAAUGAAGACAACUGGAAGAAAAAGAUUGAAACCGACCUAGCUAAAUCUCAAGCACAACACAAAGAAGAGAUUCUCAUACUCAAGGAAGAAGCUAGGAUAAAACUAGACACUGAAAGACAAAAACACCAAGAAUUAAUCAGCAAGUAUCAAAAAGAUAAGGAAGAGUUACAGAAAAAGGUCCCUGAAUUAAUAUCCAGGGCCACGGAUGGCCUAAGUGUAGAAGUGGAAAUUCUUGAAAAGAAACUACAAGCAGCACAAAACAAACUGACAGAAAAGAACAGAGAUAUGGGAAAAGAAAUUCAAAGCCUUAAAAGACUGAAUACUGAGCUUGAGUUUCAGCUUAAGAAGGAACAAAAGAGCAAUGAUUCACUUUUGGAGCGUAUGAGGAAAGAAAUUAAAAAGAAGUCAGAUGAACUGGAAAAAAUAACCCAGGAACAAACCCAGCUGCUUCAGAAUUUGAGUCAGGCUGAAGAAGAGAACUCUCUUCUCCAGGAAACAGUGCGCAGGGAGUGUGAGGAACGCUAUGGACUAACUGAAGCAUUGACUCAAGCCAAAGAACAAAUACUGGAACUGAAGACACUCAGUGGAAACUUCCCAUUGUCACAGUGUUCUCUCACUCAGGGCAGCAUAACCUCCUGUGCUGCACUGGUCAAUAGUUAUGGGCAGAAAAACCUUACAAGUCCAAAUUCUGGGAAGGAAAUCAAACUCUCAGAGCUGUGUGGCAUUUCAAGAGCUGCUAAUACACCAACAUCCAAUAAGCACAAGAGCAAUGGUGAUGUGGGUUUACCAGUUCUAACUCUACCACAUCCUCCUAGGGGAAGAGCAUCUCUGAAUGAAUCCAGGAGCAGAAUAACUGCAAUUAUAAGGAGACAACUGAGUCAGCUUUAAUAUAUAGAAAUGACAAGGACAGAUUGUUUUAUAUCUCUGUGUAGCACAGGAAAGACCCUUCAGUGCAUCAUGUAGUCUCUUAGUGGUGUAUCAUAGGGGCAUAAAUGACUCUGAAGUUCUUUCUUGAAGAUUAGUGCAUUUCUAUUUUUCAAGAACUUAAAACUAAGCUAAAACUUACUUUCAGAUACAUAUCUCACAACACAGGGAGAGCAUAUAUGGCAAAAUUGUAACUAAAUUAUUUGCAAAAUUA
This is a messenger RNA of Alligator mississippiensis (American alligator), 6696 nucleotides long. RefSeq names its product leucine, glutamate and lysine rich 1 (gene LEKR1). The transcript has 13 exons. The coding region runs from base 4401 to 6446 and encodes 681 amino acids. NCBI's taxonomy places the organism in Eukaryota, Metazoa, Chordata, Crocodylia, Alligatoridae. The record is from RefSeq and is a predicted model, not a curated record.